GGCAACUGUGCCUUCGAAGGCAGCUCAUUCACCACGGCUUUCCGAUUACUACGCAACACAGGCCUGGCUGUAAGCGUCGGCCUGACUGCCCUCGCUCUUUUACAGGGCGUCCGAGACGCCAUGGCCGAUGAACCUUCGAGUGACAGAAGUAGACACUUAGAUGCUUUAGGGCCGAGAGAUGUUGUAUAUUGCCAUCAAUGUUCUCAUGAAUGGUAUCAAGAUGAGCACGGCCUGACGUGCCUAAGAUGCGAGAGCGAUAUUACAGAAAUUGUCAGUCUUGAGAGCGAUCCAAGACCAGGCCAUGAUGAAGCACCCGAGACUCCUCCAGACUUCCGCGACCUCCAUGGGCAUGACCCGUGGCAACGUAAUAGUACCGAUUCAGACCCGGAGGAGGCAGAUAUUGAGGAGCAUGUCCAGCAUGGCCCUGGAGGCUCUGUCUUCGUCUCGCAGACUAUACGAAGCUCCAGACCGCCGCGGAUUGCUUUCGGAACCCGGCCCAGUCGGAGAAAUGCACACCCACAAGAUGGACCCGAUCCUGUUAUAGCAGACUUCCAAAAUAUGGUCAACAGUAUGAUGGGUCCAACCGUACGACAGGGCCAAACUGGUAGAUCGGGGGCUGAUACAUUAUUUUCUCAAGGUCAAUUUGGUGGCAAUACGUUUCAAACAGCUCGUGGUCCAAAUGUUGUUGGUGGACGUUUUACAUUCCACUCUGGACCUAUUGGACCGAGAGAUGCAGAUGGUCCACAGCCUGGAGGUCCACCAGUAGAAGAUAUAGCUACGUACGCUCCAACCCCAAACUCUCCUAACGGCGGGUCCUUGUUUCUUGUUAGUCUUAGAGCCCCCCCUGACCAGCUUCCCAGGCUCAUUGGAAAUCUCUUCGGUGCUAUGGGAGAACCCGCCGGACAUGAACACGACCAUCGAAGCCCCGGUAUGCCCCCAAACCCACUACAAGGUCUAUUUGCAUCACUACUCAACCCAGCAAAUGCCCGUUAUGGAGAUGCAGUAUAUAGCCAAGAAGCCCUUGAUGAGAUCAUAUCAACACUAAUGGAGCAACACCCUACCUCAAACGCACCCGGACCGGCAUCCCCGGAUGCAAUCUCCUCCCUCCCAAAGAAGAAGAUAGACGAGAAAAUGCUUGGCCCAGAAGGUAAAGCGGAAUGCAGCGUCUGCAUGGACGAUGUAGUUCUCGACGAAGAAGUCGUAAUGCUACCCUGUUCACAUUGGUUUCACGAGCAAUGUGCCUCUAUGUGGCUCUCGGAACACAACACCUGCCCCAUUUGUCGCAAAGGCAUCGAAGGUGAAGCCACUCCAGCCUCCAGCAGCCGCCGUUCCAGCAACAGCCGCCCUGCAUCAAGAAGUGAACGCCGCUUGAGCCGAAUCGGCCUCGUUCGGCCAAGAAUGAGCCGUGAUAAUACCUCAGGCAGCAGAAAUGAAGCUAGGUUAGAUGCCAUACGCCAAAGCGGCCGCCUUUCCCCUACUGAAGAGACUCAAGGUUCAACGACGACGCCGACUGGCUCGACUAGACGCUGGCAGAUUGUGGGUGAUGGCAGUAGUCCUCUAUUAUCGCGGCCCAGAGAAAGAAGCAAUGAUUCUGAUCCGUCGAGAGAUAUGCCGGGUAGCUUCUCGAGCUUUACGCGGCAUAGGGAGAGGCAAGAUGCUAGAAGGGAGAGUACCGGAAGGGGCAGUGGUCGGGGUAAUACGAGUGGCAGUGAUCAUUCUCGAAGCUCGAGACGGAGUUCACGAUCUGGAGAUAGUUCCGGGAAUGGACCGAUGAAUUGGCUCAGAGAUCGCUUUGGCAGUGGGAGAAGUCACGAUUAG
Molecule: messenger RNA, 1818 nt
Organism: Lachnellula hyalina
Lineage: Eukaryota; Fungi; Ascomycota; Leotiomycetes; Helotiales; Lachnaceae
Product: putative RING finger protein
Exons: 2
Source: RefSeq, a predicted model, not a curated record